Molecule: messenger RNA, 870 nt
Organism: Phalaenopsis equestris
Lineage: Eukaryota; Viridiplantae; Streptophyta; Magnoliopsida; Asparagales; Orchidaceae
Exons: 2
Coding region: 1-870 (289 amino acids)
Source: RefSeq, a predicted model, not a curated record
AUGACUUAUGUUACUCAUCUAAACCUAGCUGGCUCUUAUCAUAGACCUUUACUGGUCUCCAUCACUUCUCAGAGUAAUACUGGACAAAUUUACCCUUUCAGAUAUAUUAAUAUGUGGUCUUCUCAUCCUGAGUUCAACCAUGUUAUCAAGUCCAACUGGUGUGGGGUUUUUGACCUUUAUCCUUUGAUUAAUCUCUCUAUUAUCCAAAUCAGAACUGGCAAGGCUCUUAAAAGGUGGAAUUGGGAGGUAUUUGGAAAUGUUUUUACUACUGUUACAAUUGCUGAAAAAGAAGUGGAACACCUUGAAAAGAAAGUGCAAAAGGGUAUUACUGAAGACAAGGAUUUACUCACUGCUCAGCAUCAGUUACUUACUGCUAUUGACUAUCAGGAUUUAUUCUUUAAGCAGAAAGCUUUUCUCAACAUCUUCACUGAUGGAGAUAGAAAAACUAAGUUUUAUCAUGCCUACAUUAAAUAUAGAAGGAUAUAUAGGACUCCCAUAGAUAGGACCCAUUUCAAUGCAGAUAGAUCCUAUACUUUGAACCUUAUGCUUAAUGAUCCUCCUACUGAUCAAGAGGUUUGGAUGGCUAUUAGCUUAAUUGAUAGCUCUAAAUCUGCUGGUCCAGAUGGCUUCACUGCUGACUUUUAUAAGAAAUCUUGGGACUUAAUUAAGAAGGAUUUUACUGUAGCAAUUAGGAGCUUUUUCCAGGGAAAUAAUCUGCUUCAUUAUUUCAGUGCAUUUUGGUUUGUACUGAUUCCCAAGGCUGAGGUUCAGAAUAAAUGGGAACAUUUCAGACCUAUUUGUCUCACUACUAUUGUUAGCAAAGUCAUAAGUAAAAUCACUGUCAAAAGGUUGCAGCCACACUUGGAUUGA